Penicillium cinerascens is the source of this 249-nucleotide messenger RNA. RefSeq lists its product as uncharacterized. The transcript has a single exon. Bases 1 to 249 code for a protein of 82 amino acids. NCBI's taxonomy places the organism in Eukaryota, Fungi, Ascomycota, Eurotiomycetes, Eurotiales, Aspergillaceae. The record is from RefSeq and is a predicted model, not a curated record.
AUGCCUAAACACGAUAUUGCUAUGCGCUCUAUGAUUGUUACAAUGAAAGCUUGCGGUAUAAGCACUGCUGCUAUCUCCGAGAUAACUGGCGUUUCUGCCCGAACGGUUAAUGCGCUAUAUAACCGUGCUAUUGAACGCGGUUUUGAUCCUACCCAACGGCCGAUGACGAUGACGGAUGCCUACGUCGCUGAUGCUACUCGUUCUGGACGACCGACAAAGCAGAUACCUGAGGCUAAAGCUGCUGUUUAG